CCUCUCCUACCAGAUCGAGCCGCCACCUCCCUCCCCAUCCCCGCGCGCUACCAUCCGCUCCUCCUCUUCUGCCCGCGCAUGCACAGCCUUGGCUCCUGCUGCUCUUCCCGAUUGAGGAGGGGGAGGAGAGCGAGAGGGGCAGCAUGGUGGCCAGCGAGGGGAGCACCAUCACGGGAGCCGCGUCCUCCCGGUCCACGACCACGUCUUCUGCGACCGCGACGGCCGGGGUCAACAACCUCGACCUCAAUGGCGUCGGCCUCGUUGGCGCCCUGCCCCCCACCUUCUCCUCCCUCGAUGCGCUGCAGGACCUCAGCCUCCAGACCAACGCGCUCUCCGGCCCGCUCCCCUCCUUCCGCGGCAUGGCGGCCCUCCGCCACGCCUACCUCAAUGACAACGCCUUCUCCUCCCUCCCCAAGGACUUCUUCGACAGCCUCGACAGCCUCGAGGAGAUCUGCCUCGACAACAACCCGCUCCUGCCAAUCCAUCUCUACUAUUCUUCUUCUACCUCUGCCUCGACCCCUCCUCCCCUUGUAUUCUUCUUCUACCUCUGUUGUUCUUCCUUUCCACAUCACAUCUCAAGUGGUCGUGUGCAGGCACUGUCCAUCCAUCUCAUCUCCUUGCAUGGUGAAGGUGACUAGGCCAUGGAGAGAAAAGCUCCUGCCAAUCGCGAUCGACAUCGUGAAGAACAAGCUCAACAAUAUCCAUUGGCACUCACCUUCGGAGCACACCAUCAACGGCGAGAGGUUUGCGGUGGAGCAACACAUGGUUCACUUCAGUGACGACGGCAACAUAUCAGGUCACCUAUGUAUGCGAGAGGCUCCUGGAACACGUGUGCUGUACCUCGGAGCUGCCUUUGGAACAACCGUGUCUCAUGUGUCUGACAUUGUUGGACCGACUGGGUUGGUGUAUGCCGUUGAGUUCUCUCACCGGAGUGGUAGGGACCUUGUCAACAUGGCCAAGAAGAGGACCAAUGUCAUCCCCAUCACUGAGGAUGCUAGGCACCCGAAAAAGUAACGGAUGCUGGUCGGCAUGGCUCAAGCUGUACCAGAUCAAGGAGCUCUGGGCUGAAGAAUUUUGAAGAAGCUUGAAGCCCGACAAAGUAAAGAGUAGCGAGUAAUAAUGUAGUGGUAGUUAUGUUGUACAGUAGCCAGCAUAUCUGGUUGUAUGAACACUAUUGUAAAUACUGUAAUUUCGUAUUUGUACAGUAGUCAGCAUAUUUGGUGCUAAUAUUGGCUAUCAUUUUACA
Triticum dicoccoides is the source of this 1246-nucleotide messenger RNA. RefSeq names its product alpha carbonic anhydrase 8-like. The record is from RefSeq and is a predicted model, not a curated record. Gene Ontology annotation, biological process: box C/D sno(s)RNA 3'-end processing; rRNA methylation. Gene Ontology annotation, molecular function: histone H2AQ104 methyltransferase activity; rRNA methyltransferase activity; RNA binding. The transcript has 5 exons. The coding region runs from base 79 to 1014 and encodes 311 amino acids. NCBI's taxonomy places the organism in Eukaryota, Viridiplantae, Streptophyta, Magnoliopsida, Poales, Poaceae. Gene Ontology annotation, cellular component: box C/D methylation guide snoRNP complex; nucleolus; small-subunit processome.